This is a messenger RNA of Trypanosoma conorhini, 546 nucleotides long. RefSeq lists its product as uncharacterized. The coding region runs from base 1 to 546 and encodes 181 amino acids. The record is from RefSeq and is a predicted model, not a curated record. The transcript has a single exon. NCBI's taxonomy places the organism in Eukaryota, Euglenozoa, Kinetoplastea, Trypanosomatida, Trypanosomatidae.
AUGAGGGCGUCUGCGAAGGUCUGGCUGCAGGAGCAAAGGAAGCGACGAAAUGCUUUGCCUCCCGAGGAGGAAGCACGGAUUCAGAGACUGAAGGAGCGCCUGCAACUCGGUGCCCCUCUUCAGCCGCAUGAAGUGCAGCAAAUAGGCAGGCGGAGCCAACCGACACCAGGCACUUCGCUUGCCACUGCCAGCCUGCCUGAGCAAAACGCUAUUCUGCUCGCCCGCCUCGACAACAUGGAGAAGCUGCUUCGUCACGGCGAGGAGGAGCGAAUACGGCUGCGCACCCAACUGCUGCAGGCAUCCGACGAAAAUCGCCGCUGUGCCAUGCAGCUCAUACACUCUGCUUUGGAGAGGCAUAAGGAGGAGUUGCUUUUAGAGGAGCAACUGUUCCGGGAAAGGCUGCUACGGCUUGAGAGCGAAACAAGACAAAAUAUCCUUUGGGAGGUGAACCGCCGCUCACGUGGCAGAAGUUGCAGGCGUGGCCCAAACAAUGAGCGAGUACAAAUAAAAACGAGACUCUUAUCAAGCCAACAGUUUUACACCUAA